UAUUUUACUAGAACAAAUCAUGAAUUAAAUUACUUGAUAAAAGUUGUUUUUGUAUUUUAAUAUUAUGUAACAAAGUUAGUGAUAAGGUAUCCGCGUGAUUUAGUCUUUAUUAUAAACUCUAGAAGUGUGAUUUCACUAAAAAUAAAUCAGAUCCUCUCCCAUGUCACUAAGUAGAGGUAUCCAGGCAACAGCAAACGCAACUCUGCUAUCAAAAAUGAGUCUCGCAGGCAAAGUAGUGCUUUUAACCGGAGCAAGUUCUGGAAUCGGAGCUGCAACAGCUGUAUUCCUAUCAAAGUUGGGUGCUCAGCUAUCACUGACUGGUAGAAACGUCGAGAAUUUAAAAAAAGUUUGUGAGGAAUGUGAGGAGCCUUCGUCAAUCUUUUCUGUUCCUGCUGAUUUGACGAAAGAAAGUGAUAUUGAAAAGAUCGUGAAGAACACAAUCGAUCAUUAUGGUAAAAUUGACGUAUUGGUAAACAAUGCGGGCAUUAUUGAAACAGGCACGAUUGAAAAUACUUCUUUAGGCCAGUACGAUCGCCUAAUGAACACCAAUGUGCGUUCUAUCUAUUAUUUAACAAUGCUAGCCGUUCCACAUUUGAUUAAAACCAAAGGUAACAUCGUGAACAUAUCCAGUGUUAAUGGUAUUCGCUCGUUCCCUGGGGUUCUUGCUUAUAAUGUGUCGAAAGCUGCUGUAGAUCAGUUCACAAGGUGUGUAGCCUUAGAAUUAGCACCAAAAGGUGUUAGGGUCAACUGUAUCAAUCCUGGAGUUAUUUUGACUGAGUUACAGAAGAGGGGAGGUAUGACAGAAGAGCAGUAUGCUGCCUUCUUGGUCAGGACCAAAGAGACCCAUGCUCUGGGUCGCCCAGGUCAACCAGACGAAGUAGCUGCUACUAUUGCUUUCUUAGCAAGUGACCUGGCCAGCAACAUCACUGGAGUCAGUGUACCAGUAGAUGGAGGUAGACACGCUAUGUGUCCUCGAUAAACUCGCUCAAACACAAUAUAAUUUCACGAUGUGCCAAUAACAUGGUUUCAAAUGCAUUUAUAA
This is a messenger RNA of Spodoptera exigua (beet armyworm), 1042 nucleotides long. NCBI's taxonomy places the organism in Eukaryota, Metazoa, Arthropoda, Insecta, Lepidoptera, Noctuidae. The record is from the annotation of a GenBank genome assembly.